Molecule: messenger RNA, 1232 nt
Organism: Nilaparvata lugens (brown planthopper)
Lineage: Eukaryota; Metazoa; Arthropoda; Insecta; Hemiptera; Delphacidae
Exons: 2
Coding region: 222-1232 (336 amino acids)
Source: RefSeq, a predicted model, not a curated record
UUCAAACAUGUUUGGAAGACGGUAUACAAAAAACCGUGGGAACUGGAUUUUGAUGCUGAUAAAAUUACUAUAAAUACCGGGCUCAUUCCAACAGAAAUUUCAGUCACGGUGGGGUAGUGGUGGAGAUAACAUCUCAUAUAACAAGAUUUUUCUACACUAGACUGAAUGCUACAACAAUUCUUCAUUGUGAGGUGUGACCUAGUUCAAUUACCAGAUUUACAAUGGACCACAAGCCACAAGCCAGAUUGCUUUCCUCUCUAUAUAAAAAAAUGGUGACGAGUAUUAAUGGUAAUGUUAUCUUAUAUAAAUGGACAGAAUUCUUGACUACUGAUAUUAAGAUACUAUUUGAACAAUUUAGACCAAUUAUUCUGGAAAUAAUGCUUUCAAAAUCGAAAAAAUUUAAUGGAAAUGUUAAAUGGUUUGUUAGUUUACAUGUGAAAUUAAGAAAAAUUGUAACUGAUGUUGAUCAAUUGGAAAUCACACCUACAUUUCAUGGAAAAUCAAGAUCAAUUAUCAAUAUUCAUAAUAAUGUCAAUGAAUUUCAUAAGCAAUGGGAGGAGGCUGAAAAUAUAAUAAAUGAAAAGUUUGAUAAAUUCAUUCAAAAUGGUAGUGGGUGGGUAAUUGAUGAGUUUCAAAGAUUUGAUUUGAAUAUAGUGAAAUAUUCACCCAUACAUGGAACAGGUUCAUAUGUCUUGACACCCAAAAGAAUAGCAGUUAAAAGAGUCAUUUUAAAUAUCAGGAAUGAAGAUGAUUUAUGUUUUGUCUGGUCUGUUCUAGCUUAUUUUCAUAAUAAUAGAACACAUAAUAGAGUUAGCGACUUGAAAAAAUUAUUAAAUCUAAUUAAUAUCAAUGAUCUAAAUUUCCCACUUAUUUUGGAAGAUAUUUCAAAAUUCGAAAAACAAAACCCAACUAUAUCUAUAAAUGUUGUUGGAUAUGAAAAUGAAAUUGUCUAUCCAUUACUUACAUCAGAAAAUCAACAUAGAGAGCAUAAAAUUACGCUUUUACUUUUAGAAUCAAAUGGUAAGAAACACUAUACUCUGGUGAGGAAUUUGUUUAGACUUUGUUCCUUAAAUUCAAGCGAAUCAUCGUUCAUUCCUAUACCGAAGUUCAUAACAGAUAAGAAAGCUAUAGUGAAUGUGAAAAGUGAUGAUAGUCUUUCAUUUAUUUGGUCUGUCUUAGCUUUCUUCCAUAAUAAGAGGACUAAUAGAGUUGGAGACUUGAAAAAUUAUUGA